Molecule: messenger RNA, 1524 nt
Organism: Phymastichus coffea
Lineage: Eukaryota; Metazoa; Arthropoda; Insecta; Hymenoptera; Eulophidae
Product: cytoplasmic dynein 2 light intermediate chain 1
Exons: 7
Coding region: 83-1180 (365 amino acids)
Biological process (GO): intraciliary retrograde transport; intraciliary transport involved in cilium assembly
Cellular component (GO): axoneme; cytoplasmic dynein complex; ciliary basal body
Molecular function (GO): dynein heavy chain binding
Source: RefSeq, a predicted model, not a curated record
GUCCACGAUUUUACGCGGUACGAGAGUACACAAGAGCAAGUUGCAUUGUUGAUUUGGAUCUCGGAUUUACCAUUUUGUAAAUAUGACCGGUAGAGCGGCCGACCUACAUGCUUCCAAAGAGUUAGCAUUGAAAAAUGCAAUGGAAGAAGAAACGAGGAGAAAAACGGAUCCCAACGAAAGUCACGAAAAAUCACUUAUCGUUCUCGGCUCGAAACAAGUGGGAAAGACAACGAUGAUCCAUAGAUUUCUUGAGAAGGACGACGCACCAAAGCCAACCUUGGCGAUCGACUACUCGUACGGGCGAAAAGCUGGGAAAAGUUUGGUGAAGGACGUGGUACACGUGUGGGAGAUUGGCCAGCCGGAUGAAGGCUUAAUUGCAAGCGCACUGACGGGCUGCAACCUCAGCCACGCGCCGCACCACAUCACCGUCGUUAUUGUAUUGGAUCUCGGCAAACCCGAAGUUAUGUGGCGCUGCUUCGAGGAAUGCCACCUCGCUCUCAGACAGGCCAUCAGGUCGACUUUUAGCCCCCAGCUAAUUCAAGACAUGACGCUGCACAAAUUGAAAACUCUUCGAGAGCCAUGCCGACCGGCGGCGGAGAGCAAUAACGGCGAAGGCCGCGAGGAGUCGAGUGAUUUAUUUCCCAUGCGGCUAUGCAUCGUCGGAGGCAAAUACGAUCAGUUCCGCGACUUCGAGGGUGUCGACCGAGAGUUUGUCUGUCGAACGCUGAGGGCCGUCGCGCACGUGCUCGGUGCCACCCUGCACUUUCAUUCGGCUAAGGACUCACAGAUACUGAGAAGGACCAAGGAAUUGCUAAAGCUUUACGGCUUCAGCGGACAAACCACGAAAGUCAUGCAAAUGGACUACGAGAAGGCAUUAUCGGUGCCCGCAGGUCACGACUCCGUAUCGUCAAUCGACUUUCGCUCGUCUCACGACGACGACUACGCCGAGACCUUGGACGCGAUCAAGCGAAUCUACACACGCCGCUUCCCGCAAUCACAGCCCGAUGCGAGCGACGAUCCAGAAGACGACGACGACGACGACGACAACGACGACGAUCCGAAUUUCGCCGAGCCGAUUGUCGACCGAUUGCGAGUGCAGCGCGAACAGGAGAUCAGCGUACUGUUGAGGGACAUGCGCGAGGCGCCGGUCGCCGGUAUCCCGGUGCCGGAUCCCUUCUGAACGCGUAUCUUUGUCAAUACACUGGCUGCAAAUAAAAUAAGAGAACGAUGAAAAAGCGAUGAUCGCCGUUUAUCUGUUCGCAAGGCCUCGACCGUCGAAUCCGCAAGAGGGGAACGCUUGUGCAAACACGCGAAAUACGAAAUGCGAGCCGCCGAUUGAAUUUCUCGGCCUUCGACCCAUUUCUCAGCUCGGCUGUGAUAUGUAAUUGCACGGCUCGCAGCCGAAAGGAACAAUCGUACGAUUCCGCGGUAGGCGAUUCCUGGGCGCGCGUACAGCAGCGGACCGUGGCGUUAACGGAAUAUCAGUGCCGCGCCGACACAAUUACGCCGCCGGGUUCUAAUCGA